CGGCUAAAACAAAAAUUUCGGGUGGUGAUUCACAGGCCCCUUUUCCAUAGUAAUUAGUGAAAACUUUUGUUAAAAUUACGCCAAAAAUAUUCGAGUGUUUGUAAAGUGUCCAUUUUUUCACAUGUCACUGCAGAUAAUCACGCAUUAGCGUGAUUGCGAUUCUCGUUCAAUUUUGGUUCAUUUUUUUCGCCAUCGACAUGUUCGAGAGAAAUUACAACCAAAUAGUGGAUGGUCGAAGGACAAUUUAUCGAUCAAGUGUGGAAUUACUUUGGAAUUUGUCGCGUUUGACGGAAGAAAGUGUCGCAUUAAGAAGUCGCGAGAAUUCUUACAUGAUAAGUGAAUCCAAUCAGCUGCUACUGAGCACGAUUGAUCCACAUAUGAACUGAAUUCCAAUCGAGAAUUGGAAGAAUUAUUUUAGCAAAAAACUGAAAAAAAUAUAAAAAUAAAGUGAAAAAUGUUUUCGUUCCAUAAGCCAAAGGUUUACCGGUCAUCAACAGGCUGUUGUAUCUGCAAAGCGAAGUCGAGCAGUUCACGUUUCACAGACUCAAAAAAGUACGAAUAUGACUUCAUCGAGUGUUUCCAGCUGGAAACGCCACGCAAGGGAGAGAUUUGCAAUGCCUGCGUCUUGCUUGUGAAACGAUUCAAGCGUCUUCCGCCCGGCAGUGAUCGUCAUUGGGGGCACGUAGUAGAUGCUCGUGUCGGUCCCGGCCUCAAAUCUAUGACAAAAUUCAAGAAACGCAAAGAUGACGGCAAAGAAGAAAAAGCAACUUCGACAAAAAGUGUCGCCGCAUCGCAAAAAUCUGCCGAAAAGAACACAAUUUCAUGCGUGCCCGAGCGUUUCAGCAAAAUUUUCAAGAAAACAAAGAAAAAGCCCGUCGAAAACGGCACCGCAGUGCUAAAACUCAAAAAGCAACCACAAAAGAAGGACAUGGAUUCAAGCGGAUCUGACGGCGAGUCGUCGCCAAAUAGCCCAAUGUCGAGUUUGAGUGACGGUGACUCGAGUAACGGCGUGCCUGAUGGCAAUGAUGGUGCUCCAAAAGCUGUCAGCUCGAAAUAUAAGCGGAAAAAUUAUCAUCCGUUCAAGAAUAAGAGGAAACAGGAGGAUUUGGUGCUGUUCGAUACGCAAUGUUGGAAGAAAAAAAUGACGUGUUGCGGCGUCGUGUACGAAAAUCCCAUGAUAAGUGCUGUUAUUAUCGACGUUUUGCGUGCCGAGCCCUGUCCCGAGCACAAAAUUCGACGAAAAACGAGCGUCGUGAAGAAAGAAGUCGACUUGGAACACGAAUUAAAUGGAAAUUGCAACACAGACGACCUUCUAAUCAAGCUCACGGACGAGCAAAUCCAAGAAAAUAUCGAAAAUGCAUCGCAUACCGGUUUCAACAAGAUCACAAAAAUGUCAGAUUUGUUCAAUACGAACACCACGGCAUUCAAAAAGCAUCAUUUGUACAGCAAACGAGGCAAUAAUGUCUUAAUUCCCGCCAACGGGAGUGACGACAACAAAAAAUCCGCCACGCAGAAGACUGAUAUCGUGAUCAAAAGUAACGGCACGAGCAAUGGAGCGCCAAUUGUGGUCCCGCUACGGAGGGAAUCUGACGACGACGACGAAAUCGUGCCCAACAAAGACGUUUUGCACAAAAUUAAAGCCGAAAAUGGCGGCAAAAUUGUAAAAUCCACGGAAAAAUUGUCAGCAACGAAACUCAAAUCGCUGGAUUUGGUCAAAUUGUGCACGGAUCAAAGUGUUCGACCGUCGUCGGACUUGUCGGAAAAUGGAAAUUGCAAAACCGGCAAAUUCAUGAGCGAUAAUUCGUCGGAUUCGGGUUACGAGGAAGCGCAAGAAGCUCAGAAUUUAAUGCUGAAACCAAAAACGAAUGGAACAUCAUCAACGAAGCCCGUCGUCUUACCAAAUGGAAUUAAAUUGCAUGUUCAACCACAGAAUUUGUUACUUGCUGCCAAUUUAGCUGGAAUUUCGCAGGCUCCGGUAAUUAAUCAAAUUACAACUGCCUCAUCGACAACAGUUAUCUGCGUACCAAAUUCCUCAACGAGCGUCAUGAUGUCCGGUGCCGAGGCGCACGAGCUUCCAUCUGCAGCUGCACCCAUCACGGCAAUCCCUCAGGUAGUCCUACAACCCGCAUCAAAGACUAAUUGACGAAAGUUGUUACUACAUUUUUAGAAUUAAUAAGGUUUGAAGUUUCACAUUUUUUCUUUUUCAUCAUUUUAAAAAAAAAAAAAAAUCAUCAUUAGGAGAUAAAAUUAUUCCACAUUUAUUAUCCGUUUUUAUACGCGCAUUUACAGCAAAAAAUUGUAAAUUUCAUGAAUAAAAACACAAAAAAAAACUUGAAAACAUGACAUUUGUAGAUUUUAAGAAAAAUGAGAUGAGACACGAUUAAAAAUCGUCAAGUCUUAAAUUUAUAUCAGGAAUUUUUAUUUUUUGAUUACAAACAAAUAUGUGGUAC
Molecule: messenger RNA, 2450 nt
Organism: Culicoides brevitarsis
Lineage: Eukaryota; Metazoa; Arthropoda; Insecta; Diptera; Ceratopogonidae
Exons: 6
Coding region: 455-2143 (562 amino acids)
Biological process (GO): negative regulation of cell migration
Cellular component (GO): Sin3-type complex
Source: RefSeq, a predicted model, not a curated record